AGAUGAAAUCUAGGGUUUCAGUUAAAGGAAAAGGAAAGUUCGUUGUUAUUCUUAAAAAGAUGAUAAAUUCAGGAGGGACAGCCUGGAACAAUGAUUGUUGUGAUAGCUGGUGUGCUAGCGAGUGCGAUACUUACUUUAAAGUAUGUCUAACAGCAUUCCCACGCCCUACCUCGAUAUCUAACUGUAUGUCUGGUGUGCAGACCAGUAGAAAACUGGGUGGAAACACAUUUGCUAAGGACUACAAAGUGGAAAGACCUUUCAACAUAAAAACACAAGAUUUUGGAGUAUUCAUAGAAGCAUGGGAUGGUGACAGCUCGAGUGAUAAAGUUAUCGACAAACACUCUGCGACAAUCACCGCUAUCCCGACCUACAAUGGUACAGUUAUAACAUCCAAUACCAUCAGCCUGACAGGUAGGAGGAAUGCAAGUAAGACAACAUUAGAAAUUCAAUACCAGUUAUACUGUGAUCGAUUUUACUAUGGUCCUACAUGUGGUAUUUAUUGUAAAUACAGUGACGACAUUAAUGGCCACUACUUUUGCAAUGAUAACGGUACUAAGGUGUGCUUGGAAAACUGGUAUGGGAACAACUGCACGUUAUGGUGUUUCCCGAGGAAUAGUUCGUCUGAUGAGCAUUAUUCAUGCCUUAGUAAUAGUAGCAUCAAGUGUGACCCGGGAUGGUAUGGAAAAAAUUGCACAACAUACUGCUGGCCAAAGAAUAAUCAAUAUAGCAAUUAUAGCUGUGACAACAAUGGAACAAAGAUUUGCGCUGCUUUCUGGUAUGGUACAAUGUGCAACGCGUUUUGUAAGCCUGGCGGUGUUGGGCAUUAUCGCUGUGAUAAUGCUACGGGUACAAAGGUGUGCCACGAGGAUUGGUAUGGGGCCUCUUGUACAUCAUAUUGCGUUGCCACAAAUAAUGACUCUACUGGUCACUACAGUUGUGAUCCUGGUAAUGGUACAAAGGUGUGUCACAAGGAUUGGUAUGGUGCGAAUUGUAAUUUAUCCUGUUCAUCCAAUCAGUCGCUCCACCAGAUUUCUUGUAAUUCGACGGAUACAAUAAAGAGCUGUGCAAAAUUUGCUGUCAUGUGUGGUAAUAGCCUGGUUUCUACAACUCCUAUGCCAACCUCAAGUAUCAUUCCGAAGACGAAUUUUUCUGUGUUUACUACAAAGUUAAUAAACUUGUCAGUAUUAAUAUCUAUGUCUACGAUAGUAAACACGCGGCCUACAAUAAGCAAUGUAUCAAGCACUCUUUACGUGCAACCAACCAUGACAGCGUUAAAUGAAUCCACUGAUAUGAAUACGACAAAGAGCACGGGGAAGCAAACAAGGCAAAGUGAGGCUUGGAAGUACGUAUCAGUCUCACUGGGAAUUGUUGCGUUCUUGGUUAUCACCACCGUUAUGCUUAUCAAGUUUAUGCGUGCAAGGAUAAGAAGACGUAUAGGUAUGUGUGAUCAAGAUGAAAAGAAAGAAGAGCCUCCUCAUCUUGAAGAUAGUUAUGCAGUUACACUGAAACAAGUAAGGGGACAAAGAAUGAGUAUACAAUCAAAAGAUGGGUUUACCAUUCCACCAGAGACACCUGAAUGUUUUCAAAUCAAAGAUCCAUCCACGAGGCUGCUCCCUGAAGAUAGCUCCCUAAAUCGUGGAAUUAAUUAAUAUGAAAAUAACAAAUAUUAAUUUUACUAUUUUUAAUUAAUAGUAGUAGUGCAUAUGUAUGYACUUUUAUCACWCAAAAAUGUAAAGAAUGUGAUGACGCCAUAAGAAGGUAAAAAACKUGGGAGGGGUUGGAAAGAAAAGCCACGUUGUUGGGGAGGGGUGGUAAGGGAAGAUUAUGAAUUCAAAUUCCCCUUACCACCCCUCUUCCAAAACCAAAACCAAAACAUCCUCUUACCACCCCUCCUUAACAACGUAGCUUUACUUUCCCACCCCUCCCAAUCAAUUUUACCAUCUUAUAAGGUCAUCACAUUCUUUAUAUUUGUGUGUAAAAAAAAACAUUGAAGACAGUGAACCUCCGGUUUGAAAGAAAUAUAUAAAUAUGUACAUAAUGGUAUUUGACGAUGAUUAGAUUAUAUCCCAUCAAAAACAUUAGACAAAAUACAAACAAAUAAAAAACUUAAAAAAGGCAUGCAGCUUAAUUUCAUUGAGGAAUCAAGGCAAAAACGCCUUUAAGGUAAAGUAACACCAAUACUAUUAUUAUGUAAUAACAUACGAUAGAUGAACAAAGAACAAAGUUAAAUUGUGAGUAAAAUGCUUUAGAGGCUCUUUUUCUGCCUUUAUUUUACUCUAUUAAAAAAAAACAACAAACAAAAAACAAACAAACAAACAAACAAAUAAAAAAACAAAAAAACAAAAUCGAAGAAGAUCGAACUUAAUUGUCGAAGUUUAGUUUGUAAAAUAUAACCUAUGCAGGAUCAACUUUAGCGCGUGCUUUACUGGGGUUCAUAGCACGCAAGUUCUAGACUAACUCUUUCUCUGCCUUUAUUUUACUCCAUUUAAUUGAAAAUUCAAAGAAGAUCUAACUUAAUUGUCGAAGUUUAGUUUGCAAAUUAUAGCCAUGCAGGAUAAACGAUAGCGCGUGCUUUAUCAAAGCAUAUAGCACGCAUGCUCUUUCCUAUUUCGUCAUUCGUAUAAAACGAGAUUAAAACUGACUAUUUUGAUGUAUUAUUAUAUGUUAAUUUUCGUUUCGUCACAUGGUUACGUAACCGA
Actinia tenebrosa (Australian red waratah sea anemone) is the source of this 2699-nucleotide messenger RNA. RefSeq lists its product as uncharacterized. Gene Ontology annotation, molecular function: scavenger receptor activity. Gene Ontology annotation, biological process: cell communication. Lineage: Eukaryota; Metazoa; Cnidaria; Anthozoa; Actiniaria; Actiniidae. Gene Ontology annotation, cellular component: membrane. The record is from RefSeq and is a predicted model, not a curated record.